This is a messenger RNA of Drosophila albomicans, 827 nucleotides long. RefSeq names its product transient receptor potential cation channel protein painless-like. The coding region runs from base 6 to 371 and encodes 121 amino acids. NCBI's taxonomy places the organism in Eukaryota, Metazoa, Arthropoda, Insecta, Diptera, Drosophilidae. The record is from RefSeq and is a predicted model, not a curated record. The transcript has 2 exons.
UGGGAAUGGCGAAAGGCGAAGUCGAUGCUCAGCAAGAGCUAGAGGAUGCAUUUGAAGCGAAAGAUUUGGAUGGAUUUAAACGUGCCAUCACACGUGGUGCUCAGCCCAACCUCAGCUCAAAAAGGGAUGACGACAAUCAAAUGACCAUCUUUGAGAAGGCUUUAUCAACAAGAGGACGUCGUACAUUUAUAGAAGCGUGUUUGAAUGCUGGCUGCGAUCCCAAUUACGUUAAUCCGAAUCUUAAUAAAGCUGCCAUCCACUACACAAUCGAUUCAUGGAGAACGCACAAUCUUUCCGAGCUGGUGAAUCGACCCAACGUCAAAGUAGAUGUUGAUCGAAAGUACGAGGGGGAAACAGCAUUAAGUAGAUAAUUCAAGAGUCUAAGAGCAAAAAAUCCUCGCGGUCUCACUAUCGCCAUUCGAUUCCUAUUGAACAAAGGUGCUUCGCCCAAUAUUGUCGAUUCAGAUGGCAAAACUCUCAUGCAACAAGUGCUACUCAACGAAAAAAUCUCGCAACGAAUACGAACAAGUUUGAUCUUAGAGUUCCUAAAAGCGCCCGAACUCAGUCGGUUCAAUUAUCUCGAAGGACUCGAUUUUUUAUUGACGCAUUCUCUCGACGGUAAAAGUGACCAGCUCUACUAUCUCCUAGUGCGUCCGCUACUCAGUCAGCCUAUUCUGCCAAUGCUCGACACUUUGUCGCAAUACGAAAUGAACAUCGUAAACUGGGAUAACAAGAAAAUGUUGCGAGCUUUGCUCAUGGAGCACAUCACAAAGCAUACUAAGAAUGCAUUCGAAGCAGUGCUUGCCACCCUGGAAAAGAAUUCGCCU